AUGAAGGCGAAGCGAAAACUACUGGCUGUGGCUAACAAUGAAACUGCAACACAUGAGGGGAUCAAGACUGUUGGAGUUGAUAAUCGUUGCGAUUUCUCCAGCAGUUCAGAUGUUUGCAUUUGCAUAGUGACUUGGAACAUGAAUGGACAGGUCUGUUAUGAAGAUAUAGAGAAGCUGGUUGGCAGAGAAGGGAAGAUUGAUCUGCUGGUGAUUGGUCUGCAAGAGGUGCCAAGGGACAACAUUUCUCAAUUAUUGCAGAAGGCUCUGGUUGAUACCCACAUUCUGCUAGGAAAAGCUGUCAUGCAAUCACUGCAGUUGUAUGUGUAUGGACCAAAGAACUCAGACUUGUUCAUCACAGAGCUAAAGGUGGACAGGCAUGCUGUUGGGGGCUUUGGAGGAUUAAUUAGGAGAAAGAAAGGGGCUGUGGCUGUGAGAAUUAAUUACAAAGGAAUCCACAUGGUGUUCAUCUCUUGCCAUCUCUCUGCUCAUGCUCACAAUGUAGAAGAGAGGAAUGCUCAAAGCAGACACAUAUCACACUCACUCUUCUCCAAGAACAGGAACCCCUAUGCCAGGUCUGCCCAAAUUACUGUAUGGUUAGGAGAUCUUAACUACAGAUUACAAGGGAUCAAUACAUUCCCAGCCCGAAAUCUAAUAAAGAAUAACCUUCACCAAUUACUCACCGGCAAAGAUCAGCUUUUACAAGAGGCUGAAAGAGGGCAAAUUUUCAAUGGAUACUGUGAGGGAACUUUGGCAUUCAAACCAACAUACAAAUAUGAUGUAGGAAGCAGUGACUAUGAUACAAGUUACAAGGUUCGGGUACCAUCAUGGACAGACAGAAUUUUGUUCAAGAUAGAUGAUCUGGAUGAGAUCGAUGCAACGUUGCACUCUUAUGAAUCUAUGGACCUAAUCGACAGUUCCGACCAUAAACCAGUGAAAGCACACCUCUGCUUAAAAGUUAAUAAAACAGUCGAGCAAUGAAGCAGAUAAAUACAAGAACAAAUUAGCAUUAAUCUCAGUUUUUCAGGUUCUUUCAAGCCAUUAUUCACCAGUGCCCGAGGUAACACUGAAUGAGACUUGCUACUGAUUAACAAUGUUGAAUCCUUAGUCACCCCCACCCCACCCCAACCCAAUAUAGCAAUCUGUUUUUCGAUGUACAUACAGUCAAGCCCAAAAUGCAAUUUUUCAUUGGUUCGUUUUUUUUCCUCCAUGUGUAUUAUCCUAUGUGAUUAGCG
Ilex paraguariensis (yerba mate) is the source of this 1232-nucleotide messenger RNA. NCBI's taxonomy places the organism in Eukaryota, Viridiplantae, Streptophyta, Magnoliopsida, Aquifoliales, Aquifoliaceae. The record is from the annotation of a GenBank genome assembly.